AUGAGCACCGAAUGCAGCAGCUACUUCAACACCGGCAACAAUUUGGUGGAUGCGUUCACCUGCCCUAAACCUGGAAAUGCCGCCGCUCGUUUCUGUUGUGGAUUUAAUGACUUGAAGUACUGCUGUGAUGACCCUAACAGCUUUUAUCCACAUGACUAUGCUUACAUGUGGUGGCUGAGUAUUUUGGCUCUUGCUGGCCUGUCUUUUGCAGCAGUGGUCCUUCUAGCUUUCCUCAUAACAGUCUGUGUUCUUUGCUACCUCUUUAUUGCUACCAAACCGAGUCGCCCUGACAACAACAUACCCUUAAGAGCACCUGCAGGCGACCCUCAGGAAGGAUCCAGCUUGACAGGAGCAGUCUGUACAUCUGGUCCGCAGGGAUUCCGAAAACACUUCAAGAGCAGCAAAUUACAUUCUGAUAACCAGCCUCCUGACCCGACGCGUCUGUUCCAGAGAUGUUUUAUAGCAAAUCUUACAGACGUGAGAGUGGAGAAUCCCUCGUAA
Molecule: messenger RNA, 501 nt
Organism: Nerophis lumbriciformis (worm pipefish)
Lineage: Eukaryota; Metazoa; Chordata; Actinopteri; Syngnathiformes; Syngnathidae
Source: RefSeq, a predicted model, not a curated record